CACGAAGUGGCGAUUUGCACAGAAGAGUAUAGUAGAGAAACACAGCAAUGUGACAAUUUUGAGUGUGCAAGCCAUCGAAAACGUGGAGAAGGCGAUGUUGAACUUCGAUCCCGUCUUGCAACUGAUGCGAGUCGAGCAGCUCUAAGAAGAUACAAUGAAACGAAACAUGAACAAGAACUGCGACUUGCAUCUUCGGCAGAAAGGUCUAGAUUGAAAAGAUCAGCUGAGAAUGAGAAGGAAAAAGGAGAACGUCUUGCAAGUGCAGCAAAGAGGGCGAGAACAAGAAGACUGGCUUCGUCGGAAAGACAAGAAUUGUCACAUGCAACGCAGAAUCACCUUCAACUACCGUAUCCAAACGAGAACGAGAGUGUAGUGAGGGAGGAAGCGUCAUUCAGG
This is a messenger RNA of Cylicocyclus nassatus, 396 nucleotides long. Lineage: Eukaryota; Metazoa; Nematoda; Chromadorea; Rhabditida; Strongylidae. The record is from the annotation of a GenBank genome assembly.